AUGACCACGCCAGCGGGCUCCGGCAUGGGCUUCGGCUUCGUGUCCUGGUGGGGACUGUCCCCGGCGCUGGAUCUGCAGGCUGAAAGUCCUCCUGUGGAUUCAGACUCGCAGGGAGACACAACCCACAAGACUCCGGAGCUGAAUGUCCUGCUGUUGGGCUCUGUGGAUGGGCGCCACCUGCUGCGGACCCUGGCCCGGGCAGAGCUCUGGCCUCGCCGGAGGUUCAAUUUCUAUGUGCUAGAGAAUAACCUGGAAGCUGUGGCCCGACACAUGCUGAUCUUCAGCCUAGCCCUGGAGGAACCUGAGAAAAUGGGGCUCCAAGAACGAAGCGAGACCUUCCUGGAGCUGUGGGGGAACUCGCUGCUGCGACCCCCGGUGGCCGCCUUCGUGCGCGCCCAGGCCGGCCGCCUGGCGAGCCUGGUCCCCGAGCCCGACCGCCUGGAGGAGCAGCAACCCUGGCUCAGCCUCAACUUGCUCAAGUUCCGUGAGCGGGACGCCUUGGAGGCCGUGUUCCGCUUCUGGGGUGGCAGCGAGAAGGGACCCCAGGCCUUCCCCAUGAGUCGCCUUUGGGAUUCUCGACUGCGCCACUACCUGGGCUCCCGCUACGACGCGAAGCAUGGCGUCAGCGACUGGGACCUGCGCAUGAAGCUGCAUGACCGGGGGGCCCAAACCAUCCACAUCCAGGAAUUCCGACGUUGGCGGUACACAGGUGUCGCCUUUGAACUCAGAGACUCCAGUGCUUACCAAGAGCCUAACAGGACCCUGGCGUCUGGUCGCCUCUUGACCUACCGUGGGGAGCGUGUGGCAGCGCGUGGGUACUGGGGGGAUAUUGCCACGGGACCCUUUGUGGCCUUUGGCAUCGAGGCCGAUGACCAGAGCCUCCUGCGGACCAGCAAUGGACAGCCAGUCAAGACUGCCGGCGAAAUCACGCAGCACAACGUGACCGAGCUAUUAAGAGAAGUGGCCGCAUGGGGGCGCCCAAGGGUCACUCAGGAGAAUCCGGAGGAGAGCUGGUCUCCCUUCUCUCCAGCAGCACCCACCCGGGAACCCUUCACUAUCCACUUCCUGCCCCUGGAUUCUGCGCAGACCCUCCACCACAAGUGCUGCUACCAGGGUCGGUUCCAGCUUCUCUACGUGGCCUGUGGGAUGGUCCAUCUUCUAAGCCCUGAGCUCGGGGCUUGCGUGGUCCCCGGAGGACACCUUGUUGUGGAAUUAGCCCGGUACCUGGUAGACAUACGAUCUGAGCAGCUGCAGGCCUUCUCUGCCCGUGUUGAAGAGAUGGCACGGGCAGCUGGGUUUGUCCCACACACUGGAGUCAACCCCUCGGAGACAUUCGCCCGUUUCUACAAACUAAGGAGCUCUGCUUCUGGUGGCAGGGACCCAGCUGUGGAAUCCGGAUCUGACCCUGGAGAUGUCCUGGCAGAUGUGGCCCCACCCCAAGAAGCCAUGAGCCCUCCCCAGGCAGAUGUGGCCCCGCCCCAAGAAACCAUGAGCCCUCCCAAGGCAGAUGUGGCCCCGCCCCUACAAGGCAUGAGUCCUCCCCAGGCAGAUGUGGCCCCGCCCCUAGAAGCCAUAAGCCCACCCCAGGCAGAUGUGGACCCACCCCUAGAACCCAUGAGCCCUCCCCAGGCAGAUGUGGCUCUGCCCCUAGAACGCAUGAGUCCUCCCCAGGCAGAUGUGAUCCGACCUCUAGAAGCCAUGAGCCCUUCCCAGGCAGAUGUGGCCCCGCCCCUAAAGCCCAUGAGCCCACCCCAGGCAGAUGUGGCCCUGCACCUAGAGCCCAUGAGCCCUCCCCAGGCAGAUGUGGCCCCGCCCCUACAAGGCAUGAGUCCUCCCCAGGCAGAUGUGAUCCGACCUCUAGAAGCCAUGAGCCCUCCCCAGGCAGAUGUGGCCCCGCCCCUAGAAGCCAUGAGCCCUCCCCAGGCAGAUGUGGCCCCGCCUCUAGAGCCCAUGAGCCCUCCCCAGGCCAACCGGCCCUACUUCUAGAAGACCUGGCCCCACAUUCCUGGAAUCCCAUCAGUAUCCCCAUAGGCAGGUCCCCAGAUUUGAAGUUCUGGCGCGCCAAGGAAGACUGGUCAUUCCCACAAUGAAUGUAGCUCCAAAACUGCCGUUUGACCUUGGUCUUAGGGAUCAAGCAGGCCACCUCUAGCUUUUCAUGCAGGCUCACAGAAUUCUGAGCCCACUGCUAGAAUGCUCAGUUUUGCUCUGCGUUUCUUUCUCACCCCAGAAGUGUGUAGCUUCAACUUCAAACUCAUUUGAUGGGAUUCUCAGUUCUAUCUGGAGAGUCCCAGAUUGUUCUGUGAAAAUUAUACAUUCUACGCGACACUAAACACAGGUCGGAACCUGGAUCUCAGGCCCUCUCAUUGCACCCU
Jaculus jaculus (lesser Egyptian jerboa) is the source of this 2372-nucleotide messenger RNA. It is a transcript of the gene Dnaaf3, whose product is annotated as dynein axonemal assembly factor 3. The coding region runs from base 1 to 1986 and encodes 661 amino acids. The transcript is spliced from 12 exons. Gene Ontology annotation, biological process: axonemal dynein complex assembly; motile cilium assembly. The record is from RefSeq and is a predicted model, not a curated record. Lineage: Eukaryota; Metazoa; Chordata; Mammalia; Rodentia; Dipodidae.